Lachnellula hyalina is the source of this 459-nucleotide messenger RNA. RefSeq lists its product as uncharacterized. The transcript is spliced from 2 exons. The annotation marks the transcript as partial. The record is from RefSeq and is a predicted model, not a curated record. NCBI's taxonomy places the organism in Eukaryota, Fungi, Ascomycota, Leotiomycetes, Helotiales, Lachnaceae.
AUGCUCGCCCUCCCAUUAUUCCGCAAAACAACUGCUAUACGGACAGCAAUCCGUUCAAUCUCAACUCUCCAAUCAAAUCCCCACAUCUAUGUCUUCCCCCAUCCAUCCUCGCCCUCAACAGCACACCUCCUCUCCCUCCUCCCCACAUCCCCGCCCUCAGUAAAGCUCUCCCUAGGCACAACGACACAAAUCCCACCAACCCCAGACUCCCUGACCGAGAACCCGCGCUUCCUUUCUAUACUAAACGAAGUCCUGUCCCAACAUGCAGCUUCAGACCCAAUGGUCGCAGGCCAAGCGGCCGCUUUCGCGUCGUCUUCAGGCUCAGCGUUGGGAUCCGGAGGCAUGUUCUUCCCGCAGCAACGGAAAAAGCACGUUCCUCGCGCUGGAGGAGGAGGGGGCACGGGCGGUGAUGGAGCGGGUGGUGCUAGUAGUCAGGGAGGAGCUGGGGGCGGGGGAAGG